AUGACUUCGUAUCCGCAAACGACGUCAGCUCCAGUACACUGGGAAUCUCGAAACGGCUACGUCCCGCCACCAAGAUUCCAGCAACUCCGUGCCCAGGAAUCCCAGCAGCAGGCGCUCCAGAACCGCUUCCAACAGGGGCAACCACAGCCGCCAAUUUACAACCAACAGCAGAAUCAGGCUCAAUUUCCUCCACCAAAUCCCCAGUUGGGAAGCAACAGCCCUCCCGGAGGCUCAUCCCCUUCUCAGUCUCCCCAGAUGUCGCACUCUCGCACGGGCUCUUUCUUUUCGUUUCGUGGAAACAAGCAGCAGUCCAGUGAUAGCGCGAGCAACGUGCACCAGAGGGCCUUGUCUUCCACUCCGAAUAUGAACGCAAACGGAUCUGCGCCUUCGCUUCAACAAUAUUUACCUCCGUCGUCGAACAAUCCACCUCCCGGGCCAUCUCUUCCCCCGAUGCAAGGCAUGCCUCCUUCACAGUAUGCAGCCCAACAACCUCCACUAAACUUCGCGUCUCCGCCACCAUCUCAGCAGGCGCUACCACAGCAAUUUAAUCAGCAAUCAUUUCAGCAACAGCCACCACAAUCCCCUCCCCAGCAGCCCCAGCAGUUGCCCAUGCAUAUACAACGUCCGCAAGGGCAGCCUGUGCUGUCUGCCAUGAACGACGGCCGCCCAGCAAUCAGCCCUCAACAGCCCAAUCUGACACGGUCGCCAUCCGUUCAAGCAGGCUCUCAAUCCUCGCAAUCACCUACACCCGCACCUGCCCCAGCAUCCGCACCGCCCGCACCGACUGCACCACCCCUCCAUCCAGAGAUACGCUCUGUUGUCCAACUUACGGUAGCACACGCACACAAGAUCUACUUCUCUGGUCCACUCGUGCGUCGCAUCGAGCGGCAGCCUGAUGGCCAAAAACCGCACAAGGAUGAAGGUUGGAUGGAGAUUUGGGCGCAGCUUGGUGGUACGACCUUAAGCGUCUGGGAUAUGAAGGAGAUCCAGGAAGCCAGUAAGCAAGGAAAGGAAGUUCCGCCUUCUUACAUCAAUGUGACGGAUGCCUUUGUCCAAGUCUUGGGAUCUGUUACUGUCCCUGCAACCGCUACAGCGCCGGCCAAGCGGUAUACGAACGUCCUGACCCUCAACACAGCAGGGUCAAAUCUCUUACUCUUUUCAUGCCCUUCAACACAAUCCUUGAUCUCAUGGGCCGCGGCCUUGCGAUUAGCUGCAUGGGAGAAGUCUCGACUCGAGGAAAUCUACACUGCCCAUCUGAUUAGGAUCACCCUCAAUGCUCGCGAUGUUCCAACGACUCUUAUCCGAGGAAAAAUGGAAGGCUGGGCCCGUGUUCGCAUAGCGGGCCAGACAGAUUGGAAACGCGUAUGGGUAUCGGUUCAAGAGGGCAUAGAAGGUGGAGAGUUAGCGGCAAGCGCAGGACAGGCGGCAGCUCAAGCAACAAUGAAAAAGAAGCGGAUGUCGAAUUUGUUCUCUCGAGAAGCUCACCAUCCAUCCUCUCCUCUCCCCGCCAAACCUAUGAUUUCAAUGUUCACCUCACCGAAGCCCAAGGAUAGGAAGAAGCCGCUCAUGACAAUCUCCGGGGUCACACAAGCGUUUGGUGUGUAUCCUGAACGCCCAGAGCUUAUUAGCCGCAGCACGUUGCUGAAAGUCGAGGGCACACUUGGCGAUGAAGAAAUGGCUGGUUCCUUGCGCACGAGAGAAGGGUGGUGCUUGAUUAUGCCAGAGUUAGAAAACAGCACAGGCCAAGCAGCGGAGAUGCUGAAAUGGAUUGUCGCUCUGCAUGAUGCUUUUGAGCUGUACGGUCGACCUGAUGCAUGGACAUGGGACCCUCGCGAUCCUAUCUCAUUAAUGUUUGGAUACCCUGUUGGCCCUCAGAAGGAAACCCUUUUCCUCGACCGAGAAGUGGUUGAAUCGAUGGAUCCUCGCGACGAUCGUACCUCCGUCAUUCGAGCUCAUAUCAAGAAACUCCUUCGUGAACAUAUGAAGCCAGCUGUUCAGGUUGUACAGCAACGCCCACUGACGACAACUGAUUCUCCACCUCUUCUACCUCCUAUUGGCAGCGCAAGUAAUAACGCCCUUCCGCCACUACCCACACAAGAGAAUGGACAACCUCAAGCUAAUGGCUCCGGCCUACAGUCUUCGCCUCUUGGUAGUCCACAGCUGCCGCCUCUCAGCUUCGGCGCUAAGAGUCCGCCAAAUGCUACAUCAUCGCGAGAACGUCCUCUGACACCCAUCACUGAGAUGAGUGUCAAUAUGCACGGCCGGUCGACCUCAGUGGAUGCUCCGUCUGCGUUGAGCCCAAGCAACAGCACGUCUCCUCAGGUUGACCAAGCUCAGACAGCGUCGCCUCCACCAACUGCUCUCCUUGAUGGAGUCAUGGUGCAUAGCCCGUUAUCAGCGAGCUCGCCUCCAGCGCCAGCGGCGUCAUCUCUGCCUCCAAGUUCGACUUUGGCAUCAUCGGACACUUAUCCAUCGUCUUCAAUGCCCGCAGGAACGUCUUAUGGCACAUUUGACAACAAGAGCCUCACUUCCAUGUCAAGCUCGGCUCCUAUGAACUCGCCAAAACCAGACGAAAAUAAGCCCUUCGAUGGAUCGGCAUCGUUGGGUCGCCCCUCGUUGAAAGACCGCUCAAACACGCAGGGCACAAGUACCGUGAGUACCAGCUUUGCCAAUGAACACGCAUCACGACUGCGCGAUGUCGACAGCCACACAAGUCAUAGCAAACCAAGUUCCCCUCUCGGACAUUCUCCGACAUGGAAACCAUCAAGUACCACCUUGCAAACCCAGAAUCUGCAACCCCAACCUUCUCUUAAGACCGCGCAAUCUUCUCCUGGAGAUGACCGAUCCACUGACUUCCUCAGUGAAGCAGGCGCUCUUUAUUACAUGCAGCAAUCUGAUUUCAGUGGUUCAGGCGGUCUUCACUCUGGCCCUCAGCAACGUCGAACGCUUCCCGACUCAGAAGGCGACGAUGACAGCACCUCACUUGAUGAAUCGGAUUCUAAGCCCAUUAAUAAACCUGUGGCCGUGAUCCCACAAACUCAAGAACGUGUGGGCGACAAAGGGGUUGACACUCGUGGAACACCCAUUGCCUCUAGCGACACCACCUCUCGGCCAACUCCUUCCUCUCCCAAGUCGUCGGUUAACACGACUGCCGUGCCAGCGAAGAAGCCUAUUGGCCAGAUCAGCCCGAGUCGAUCAGGCCUAGGACGUAAACCGUCUGGCGCACGUGCCCCGCACGCUGUCCGAUCCCGCAACAACGCGGAGAGUAUUUCAUCCCAAACUGUCACUGAAACGGACGAGAGCAUGGCUUCACAACAGCAACAGCAAUACCAGCAACACCAGCAGAGUGCCCUGGCUUACGACGACCCCAACAGCGAGGUGCUCGCGGCGUUGACUUACCUCGACAUCGCGGACUCGGAGGUGCCGCCGGCGCAGUCACCACCUCAGGACACGCCCAAGGUCGAACCCCUCAACGUCGUCCACGCGGCAGACCGUGCUACACCCUCUCAACAACCAGCUGGAGAUGGCCUUCCCUACAAAUCGUCCUUCGCUCCUUCUAGUAAAGCCGCCGAAAGGAAGGCCAAGGCACAGGCACAGCAAGCCGCCCACCAGGCUGUCAUGCACAAGCCUGGUCGGGCUAAUGGGAAACGGAAAUCGCGCGUCGCUGGUGGUUGGGAGAGCAGCGAGGACGAGGAAGAAGACGAGGAGGAGGAGGAGGAGGAGGAGGAGGAAGACGACGUCGAUUCCGAUUCUCAGCCUAUCCGACCAACUCAAAGUACCUCGUCGCACCAAGGACUCUCUUCAUCAGCUAAUUCUGCCAGGCAGCUGCAUAACAUCCAGCCAGGACAGUCAGGACCUGUUGAAUCAUUGCAGGACAUACCGCCUACUCCGUCGCAUCUUCGACCAGCAAGAAAUCUGCCGCAGAUCCCUCAAGGCCGUGGUCCAGGAGACGAAUUACAACAUCCUCAGCCUAUGCAACGCAGGGUUAUUUCAGAUCAAUAUGCUGAUCCAGGCCGACGCACCUACUACGACGAUGCCACACCUAUCCGCACACAAUCUGAAUUCCCGCAACCUGGUGCUGCCCGCCAAUCUGUUUGGAGUCAAGUCUUGGAUCCAGGCCGCGCUGGCCAUAUACCGCAACCGCAGCAACAAGGUCCAGUUCGGGAUACAUUCGUGCAACUUGACCCUUCGGAAACCAUGACGAAAGCCUUCACUCCGCAAGGUCUUCUUUCUGCCGGGCUGCAAGACAAGGAAGAUCGUUCGGCUAAGCGACAAGAAGAACUCGCUCGCGAAAGCGGUGCUGCGCUUAUCAAUGUGCCCAAUAAACCUCCUCCCCCUCAAACAGGCCUUCUUGGAGCUAUCACUGCUCAUGAACGAGAAAGGAAGCGCGAAGGAGGUGUUGGUGCCGCAUUGACAGAACGAGAACGCGAGAAACGUCUUGCUGAAGAGAGACAGAGACGCUUCGAUGAGCAGCAACGUCAGCAAUUGGAGCAAAUGCAGGCAGGGGGGUCGAUGUAUGGUGGUUUCGGGCUCAAUCCAAUGAUGAACCCAAUGAUGAUGGGUAUGAAUCCGAUGAUGGGCAUGAACCCUAUGAUGACGGGUGGUGGAUUGACUCCGAUGAUGACAGGUGGGGGCAUGGCGCCUAUGAACCCGAUGAUGACUGGCCAGAUGGGAUAUCCAGGUAUGAUGGGCGGCUUCAAUCCUCAACAUAUGUUUGCUGCACAACAGGCUGCGGAGGCCUAUCGACAAGCCAUGAUGGCCUUCUCAGUGGCCGGAUCCCAGAUUGGUGGUGAGAAUGCUAACGGUGGUCCAAGCUCGCAAAUGAAUCCAGCAAUGGGUGGAAUGAACGCUGGUAUGGGAGGUAUGGGAGGCGGUAUGGGAAGUGGUAUGGGCGGAGGGAUGGGCGGGAUGAACCCUGCUAUGACUGGCGUGUCUGGAUUCGACCCUCGUAUGUCGAUGAUGGGUAUGCCUAUGAUGGGCAUGGGCAUGGGCAUGGGUAUGCCUCAGAUGGGUGGCCAGAUGCCUCUUGGGAUGCAGACGACUGGAAUGUCCAACUUCGAUCCAAGGGCUUCUCCUGGUAACGGGACUCCACCUAAUGCCAACGACAAUGGCGGCCUCAUCCCCCCAACCCAAACUGCUCCAUUUUCCUCACGCGCCAGUUCUCCUGCAGGUCGUGGAUCCCCUCUCGCUCGUAAUGUAGGGGAGACUGCCGAUCGUGGACGCCCAUCUCGCCCAACAAGUCCAAAAUGA
Messenger RNA from Cyclocybe aegerita, 5250 nucleotides. NCBI's taxonomy places the organism in Eukaryota, Fungi, Basidiomycota, Agaricomycetes, Agaricales, Hemipholiotaceae. The record is from the annotation of a GenBank genome assembly.